Myiozetetes cayanensis is the source of this 1293-nucleotide messenger RNA. RefSeq names its product translocase of inner mitochondrial membrane 50 (gene TIMM50). NCBI's taxonomy places the organism in Eukaryota, Metazoa, Chordata, Aves, Passeriformes, Tyrannidae. The coding region runs from base 2 to 1135 and encodes 377 amino acids. Gene Ontology annotation, molecular function: phosphoprotein phosphatase activity. The transcript is spliced from 11 exons. The record is from RefSeq and is a predicted model, not a curated record.
GAUGGCGGCGUCCAUGGCGGGGCGGGCGGUGGCCUGGGGGGCCCGCGCGGUGCUCGGGGGGCGGCGGAGCCGCCUCGGUCCCGGGACCCCCCAGCAGGGACCCCCCGGGAACGCCCAACCGCGACCCCCCGCGGCCCCCCGCCGCGCCCUCAGCGGCCCCGACACCGCGACCGUGCUGCGGGAGCGGCUGCGGCAGCACCAGGUGUCCGAGGGCCCCCCCGGCCCCCCCGAGGACGAGGACCCCCGGCGGGGGGGGCUGCGGCGCCUGGCCCUGCGCCUGGGGGGGCUCCUGGCGGCCUCCGGGGGGGUGGCCGUGCUCUACGUGUUCGGCAGCAACGCGGUGGACGAGCACGGGGCCAAGAUCCCAGAUGAGUUUGACAGCGACCCCUUUGGGAUCCGGCACCUCCGACGGACCUACAAGUACUUCAAGGACUACAGGCAGAUGAUCAUCGAGCCCACGAGCCCGAAGCUGCUGCCGGACCCGCUGAAGGAGCCCUAUUACCAACCCCCCUACACGCUGGUCAUCGAGCUCACGGGGGUCCUGCUGCACCCUGAGUGGUCUCUGGUGACGGGCUGGAGGUUCAAGAAGCGCCCGGGCAUCGAGCACCUUCUGCAGCAGCUGGCGCCGCUCUACGAGAUCGUCGUGUUCACCUCUGAGACCGGCAUGACAGCCUUCCCCCUCAUUGACAGCAUCGACCCCCACGGCUUCGUGUCCUACCGGCUGUUCCGCGACGCCACGCGCUACAUGGAGGGGCACCACGUCAAGGACAUCUCGUGCCUGAACAGGGACCCCGCGCGCGUGGUGGUCGUGGAUUGCAGGCGGGAGUCGUUCCGGCUGCAGCCCCACAACGGGCUGGGGCUGCCCCGCUGGGACGGGGCCUCCGAGGACAGGGCCCUCUACGACCUGGCCGCCUUCCUCAAGACCAUCGCCCUGAGCGGGGUCGAGGACGUGCGGACGGUUCUGGCCAACUACGCCCUGGAGGAGGAUCCUUUGGCAGCUUUCCAGCGGCGCAGGACCCUCCUCGAGGAGGAGGAGCAGCAGCGCCGGGCCGAGCUGGCCCAGGGCAAGAAGCCCCCUGGGGUCUUCCUGGGGUCCCUCACCGGGAGGAUUUGGCCGCGCUCCAAGCAGCAGUGACGUCACCUGUGACGUCAUUGUGAUGUCAUUGUGAUGUCAUCGGAUGGGGGGGCACCCAGGAAAUCCCCCCCCGCCCUUUUAUCUGCCCGCCCUCCCCCAAAAUUCACAGGAAUGCCGGAGCACCCCCUCCAUCCCCCGGCUGCUGGAGCCCCGGGCCU